Molecule: messenger RNA, 315 nt
Organism: Beta vulgaris subsp. vulgaris (sugar beet)
Lineage: Eukaryota; Viridiplantae; Streptophyta; Magnoliopsida; Caryophyllales; Amaranthaceae
Exons: 1
Coding region: 1-315 (104 amino acids)
Source: RefSeq, a predicted model, not a curated record
AUGUUCCGUCGACGGUUCCGUAUGAGAAGGGAAUUGUUCCUUUAUAUAGUAGAUGCUGUUGGAAUCCAAUCGAAAUAUUUCAAACAAAGAUUUGAUGCUGCAAAAAGAAUGGGUUUGUCCCCAUUACAAAAGUGCAUUGUCGCUAUUCGCAUAUUAGCAUAUGGUACUUCUGCUGAUAUUGUUGAUGAAGACAUCAAAAUAGGUGAGAGCACGGCUAUAGAAUCUGUAUUCAGAUUUUGUCGUGCAGUUAUUAAUGCAUUUGGAGGGUUGUACCUGAGAAGGCCUACUAAUGCUGAUGUCCAACGAUUGCUUUAG